AUGCCCACUGUUAUCUGUGGCUGUUACUACCUGGUCGAUUCAACAGAACGCUAUCGUCGUCAUGAAAAGCACUACCUUCCCCUCGUCUCCAGCUCUUUCCAUAGCAGAAUACUCUCCACAACCUCCAGCACAGUAUUGACACAAAAUUUCACCAACCCCUCGCCGAGUGAACCCGUCAAAGAAUGCAUCUACGAGUUUCCCCUCUACGACGGUGUUAGUGUCGUGAAAUUCACCUGUCGCAUUGGUGAGGAUGUUCUUCACGGUAUAGUGAAAGAGAGUGUGGAUGCCAAGGCCAUUUUUGACUCAGCGGUUGCCAAGGGUAAAACUGCAGCGCUGCUGGAGCAAGCGCCACAAGCUGCGGACGUAUUCAGCAUCAAGCUAGGGAAUAUUCCUGCCGGCGGGAAGGUUGUCGUAGAGACAACUUAUAUCGGGGAGCUAAAGGCUCACGAGAGCGACGGAGUCAGGUUUACCAUCCCCACCAGUAUUGCGCCGAGAUACGGCUCUCGGUCUGAUCCCACUACCUUUGGGAGCGUUCGGGCCCAUGCACAACAUGAAGGAGGAGUCCAGAUAGUCGUUGAUGUCGAUAUGCCAACUGGAUCCUCAAUCAAAGGAUUGCAAUCCCCUUCUCACCCAAUUGCAGUAUCCAUGGGGACAGUAUCCACAGCUUCAGAGGCUGAUCCGGCAAUGAGCAAAGCAUCCGCCACCUUGUCACUGGGAAGUGCAACACUCGAGAAAGACUUCGUCCUUAUCGUACAAGUCAAAGAUAUUGGAACUCCAAAGGCUAUAUUAGAGACGCACCCUACAAUCCCUAACCAUCGUGCUCUUAUGGCCACCCUGGUCCCCAAAUUCGCACUCCCGACGUGCCAUCCGGAAAUAGUGUUCGUGGCCGACCGAAGUGGUAGUAUGCAAGGGAAUAUUCCCAUGCUUGUAUCGGCAAUGAAAGUUUUCCUUAAAUCAAUGCCAGCGGGUGUGAAAUUCAACAUAUGUUCUUUUGGCUCUUCCUUCUCGUUUCUAUGGCCAAAUAGCCAGAGCUACACCGCCGAUAACCUAGCCGAGGCAAUCCGCCAUGUGGGGACAUUUGAUUCGAAUAUGGGAGGUACCCAAACCUUUGAAGCUAUUGAGGCCACCGUUACCCGCCGAUGGAGUGAUCUUCCUCUUGAGAUCAUGCUCCUCACCGACGGUGAUAUCUGGGACCAAGACGAGCUCUUCACCUAUAUCAAUCAACAAGUCGAAGAAACAAAAGGGAACAUCCGCAUCUUUCCUCUUGGAAUCGGUGGCGGUGUCUCUCACUCACUCAUCGAGGGAGUGGCUCGCGCUGGCAAUGGAUUCGCUCAAGCAGUUCAAAACGGCGAGCGGCUUGAUAGUUGUGUCGUCCGCAUGCUGCGUGGAGCUCUAUCCCCCCAUAUCACAGACUAUUCUCUUGAAGUCAAGUACGAACAUGAAGAUGACGAGUUCGAAGUUAUUGAUAAGGUUACUGAUGGUAUGAAAAUCCUCCUAUCCGACUCUGAAGAAUCCCAGGCGCCGUCAAAGGCAUUGGAUGGCAAGGAACCCACAAUCUCGCUGUUCGAUUCCACAGCCAACCUCGAGCCCGAUCUUGGAGCUUCUCGUGGCCCUACACUGCCAACAAUCUCUCCUCCAAAGCUUCUUCAAGCUCCUAACAAGAUACCUUCGCUAUUCCCGUUCUCCAGAACCACAGUUUAUUUGCUUUUGUCCCCCGAGACAUAUCAAAGGAACCCCACCGCUAUAGUCCUACGCGCCACUUCGGCUCAUGGGCCUCUCGCGCUCGAGAUUCCCAUCGAACUUCUCCCAUCGCCUCAAGACACUAUCCACAAACUGGCUGCGAAAAAGGCAGUCCAGGAUCUUGAGGAGGGUAGGGGUUGGAUCUACGACGCCAAAGACCAGAAGGGAAUACUAAUCAAGGAUAGAUAUCCGAGCCGCUUGGACGAGUUAGUAACGAAGGAAGGUGUACGGCUGGGAGAAAAGUUUCAAAUUCCUAGUAAAUGGUGCUCCUUUGUUGCUGUGGCUGCCAGUGGCAAGGAGAUUUCAAAGCGAGAAGCUGGCGACAAGUACAACGAUGACGGCUACGCUUCUUGCAUCGAAGAGGAAGCCGAAUCAGAUGGAGACCUGUUUGACCUGCCGUCGGAAUUUUCGCGUGCGCCGCACGCCACGUUAUCUGAGCCUAGCACCAGGGCAGCUAUGACUGACACGAGGUCAUAUACCCCUUAUGCUUCCUUCGGCGUCCAAGCCGCGAAGAAAAUGCCUCCAAUGCGAGGGGGCGGUGGGUUUUCAGGAAGGGGCGGCAGCAUUUUUGCAUCACCCAGUAGCGCUCAUGCGCGAUACAUAUCUCCCCCUGCGGCCCCGUCCCCUUCCCCACCUCCCCCAGCUGCCACAAACUCGGAAGUCGACUCGACGGGAAGGGAGCCUCUUGAAAAACUCCAUAGUAUUAUCGCCCUCCAGGACUUUGACGGGUCCUGGCCAGUCGAUAAAGCCGAGAUCAGCAGAAUUUUAGGUUUCGAUGUGGGAGAAAAUCCCCAGGGUGGGAAUAAAAGCCCAUGGGUUACGGUUGUGAUGGUAUGUUAUCUAGAGAAGAAGCUGGCCGAUGAGAAGGACACAUGGGAAUUGGUUGUUGAGAAAGCGAGAGCAUGGUUGGUAGAUACGGUGACAAUCGAUUUAGAGGGGUUGGAGAAGGAGGCGGCAAAAUUGGUGGAUAGAACUUGA
This is a messenger RNA of Venustampulla echinocandica, 2718 nucleotides long. RefSeq lists its product as uncharacterized. Bases 1 to 2718 code for a protein of 905 amino acids. NCBI's taxonomy places the organism in Eukaryota, Fungi, Ascomycota, Leotiomycetes, Helotiales, Pleuroascaceae. The record is from RefSeq and is a predicted model, not a curated record. The transcript has 2 exons.